GUCAGCAAACAACUCAGAUAAAUACAACUCAAACAUUUGAUUCCAGGAAACUGAGUUUAAUGGCAUUGCCUUAACAACUGUAGGAUCAGAGGGAACACCAAGCCUGCCAGGGGAACAGAAGUCAUCACCUAGGAGGUGAUAUGUGAAGGCACCUCGAAGGAUGAUGAAUGGAACAUUUCUUGGGCCCACCAGGAGCACCUGGCCUGAGUCCAACUGGACUGCCCCACAGGAGUUCAUAAUCCUGGGCUUCUCCGGGUGGCCCCCAGGCCUCCGAGUGCUGCUCUUUGGGCUGCUCCUGCCACUCUACCUGGCCACCCUGGCGGGGAACCUGCUCAUCCUGGGCCUGGCCCUGGCUGAGCCCACACUACACACACCCAUGUACUUCUUCCUGGGUGCAUUGUCAGCCGUGGAGGUGGCCUACACACUGGUGCUCACCCCACGCAUGUUGGCCGGCUUCCUCCUGCCUCCUGGGGGCCAGGCUGUGGCCCCCUCCACCUGUGCUGCCCAGAUGGGCCUUUUUGUGGCUCUGGGUGGCUCCGAGUGCCUGCUGCUGGCCGCCAUGGCCCUGGACCGCUACCUGGCCAUCUGCCACCCACUCUACUACCCUCAGCUAAUGACUGCAGGGCUCUGCUGGGCCCUUCUGGCCUGUAGCUGCACAGGCGGCUCGGUCUUGGCUGUAGGCCUCACCACCACCAUAUUCCAGCUGCCCUUCUGCCAUGGUGGCCUUGUCAACCACGUCUUCUGCGACCUCCCAGCUGUGCUGGUGCUGGCCUGUGGGAACCGGAAGCUGCAGGAACAUGUGCUCCUGGUGGCCUGCCUGCUGCUGCUGGUGCUGCCCCUGUUCCUGAUACUGCUCUCCUACACCAGGGUGCUUGUGGUCAUCCUGGGGGUUGGGGAUGCUGCAGGCCGCCGCAAGGCCUUCAACACGGUGGCAUCCCAUCUCACGGUGGCCGUGCUCCACUACGGCUGUGCUACGGCCAUGUAUGCCAGGCCCCUGAGCAGCCGCUCCCUGGAGGAGGACAAGCUGGUGUCGCUCAUCUACAUCAACCUCACCCCGCUGCUGUACCCAGCCAUUUACACACUGCGCAACCGGGACAUCCAGGGUGCCCUGCAGCGAGCCAUCAGCCAGAGGACUCCAGGGACGGCCCACGAGGCUAAGCUUACCUAACACUGGGCAUCAGCUCCUGAGAUUUCCCCUGAUGGGAACCUCUCCAUUCCAGAGCCAUCUGAGGCUCCCAGGCUCACUGGACAGAAACUUGGGAAGGGCAUCCAAGAACCUCAAAAUCCAGCUCCUACAGAGCUCAGUAUCUGUGGACAUUUUGAACCAGACAAUUCUUUGUUGUGGGGGACACUAUGCACUGUAGGAUGUGCAGCAGUACUUCAGGCCUCUGCUCACUUGAUGCCACCCCUGAGAUGUGACAAAAAAUGUCACUGGAGGGCUACGGUGUAGCUCAGUGGUAGAGUGCUUGCCUAGCAAUGCAUGAGGUCCUGGGUUCAAAUUGAAAAAAAGAAGUCACCGGACACUACCCACAGGUUCCCUGAGGGGAAAAUAACUGCUGGUUUCUGCUGCUCUACACCUAGCCACACAGUAUCUUCUGAAGAGAAACAAGGACUUCUGUACAAUUUUUCAGAAGCAUUUAUAGGCAAAGACUGGAAAAUAAUGUGCACAAAUGCGCACUAAGUAAGAACUUGUGGGGCCAGGGAUUUAGCUCAGUGGUGCCUCUGCUUGCCUUGCAAGCACAAGGUCCUGAGUUCAAUCCCCAGUACCAAAAAGAAAAAGAACUUGUGGCAUAUUCACACAAUAAAAUACAGUAAUGCUUCAGUUCAUGAAUGCUUCCAUUCGAGAACACUGGAUUGGGUGAUGAACACAAACAUGGCCAUCUUCCCCAGAAUUGUGGAAUGAAGUUUGUGAAUCAAGGUACCACUGUACUACACAGCUGUAAAAAAGAAUGAACCACAGCUACCAGCUGAAAAAGACAAAGUUAUAGCUGUGGUGUCCAAGAAGCAAGACCCAGAGAAUCCUUACCGUGCAGUUCCAUCCAAAGGGCAAUGACAAACUAAUUGAUGGUGGCUGAUGUCUUAAGAAUCGUCACCUGGGUUUGAGCUGGCAGGGAGGAUGGAGAGAUCACCUGGGUACUUGAAGAGUCCUGUCUCUUGGUUUGGGUGGGAAUUACAGGGGUAUGUAGGUGGGCAGACCUUUAUCAAGAUGCACACUGUGAAGGCUUGUGUCCUCUAAGGUGUGUAAAAUAAGCUACACCUGAUUCCAACUAGUUACAAGAUGCAGCAAGCUUUGCCCACUCCUGCCUCUGUCGUGCUGUUAGGUGGCUGUGGUGCUCCCAGUUCUCUUGUGAAAAUCCCUGUGACUCUAGGAUCUGCCCUGGUACUGUUUCCUCUGUGAACCCCUCCUGGGUACCUGGCCUUCCAUUAUAACCACUGUACUCUAAAAUGAAUUUCAGCCUUUGCUUCUGUGACCACCCACCCACAAUUAGAGUGUGAGCUCUUUAAGGACAAGUUUUCAGGCUCUCUCCUUAUGUUUCAAGAUCCAUGAACUUGAAGUUCUUAAUAUCUAAUGGAGGACUAAACCAUGGAAAAACCCUGGGUUAUUUGGGGGGCUUUAAAUAUUGGGCCCCUUGGGACAUAGCCCUGGAACCCUACUGAGAACAAGAACCUGUCCCUUGUAGCCUUUCUCUCUUCCUUUCUUUCUGCAUCCUUUCUUCACUCCCCCAUUGUCUUUGUACUGGGGAUUAAGCCCAGGGCCUUCACCCUGAACUACAUCCCCUGCCCUUUUUAUCGAGAUAGAUCUCGCUAAAUUGCCCAUGGUGGGCUCAAACUUGCCAGCCAUCAGCCUCAGCCUCCCAGAGGAAUAAGACUAUAGGUGUGUGCCACCCUGCCCAGCCCCUGGAGUCUUUUAUUCUAAGCAUGUCAGAACUGGCUGUGAGGAACCAAGUAGGUUGGCAGUUGCUGGGCCCAACUUACUGAUGCCAAGGUGCCCUGAAAAUAGGUUUUUAACUUGGUAUAAAUAAUGGUAUUCAGAAAACCUGAAAGCCCCCAAGCCCAGGAUUCAAAAUUCCGUGGAACUUUUCCCUAAGAUGUGACUAAUGACUAUCCUCAGCCUAAAACUAUCCCCUGAAGAGCCUAAAAGUCUUAAGGCAGCAUAAGCACAGGUAAAUUCUGCUUCCCCACACUUCUGGCUAGAGACUGUGCCUCUGUGAGUGCUGACUUAGAACCGGGGGCAAACAGUACCUGGCUGGGUGAGACUGCACAAGUCUCUCGAGAGGUCUUUCCACAUCACCUCCAACCUUGCCUUCUGCUUCUCCAGCACCAGAAACAGAAAUCUCAGACUCCUCCCCAAAUCCUGUAGGUAAAAGGGAAGUGAUCUCCACUAGGUGAGAUUUAGGACUAUGUUUUUCCUUUGAAGACUAUGUGCAGAGAAGUUUUAGGUUCACAGAACAACUAGAAGGUACAGAAAGGUCCAGGACCUGCUGUAGCACACACAAGAUUUUGCGUGGGAAUCCUGAGACACCUCGCUCCAAGGGUCAUCUCCCCAGAACACCUCUUUGCUUCUAUAAGUUGUUUCAAAGACCACAGCACCCUUUUAUACUAAUUGCUCUGUUUUUCAACCAGGAUAUGAAUAGGGCCAGUUCAAAACUCAGGCAAAACAUAGCUCAGUGUUGGACUCCUCGUGGUAAGCUCGUGUUUACACAUGCCCAGGGAGAGAGGGACAAGCUUUCCAUCUAUCUUCCCUUCCUCUCUACACAGACUUUGGAGAAUCCUGGAUUUGAAUUGUGUCACUGCCAACUGUCUGCCCUGUGUGGCCUCAAAGCCUCAACCUGUAGUCCUUGACAUGCAAGGUUCUGGGCUGCACCCUUGCUGUAGCUCAGGAUCAACUGGUGUUUGGUUGCCUCUACACAGCUAGCAUCUGCAAAGUGAGUGAGAGGCAAAUUAUGCAUUUAAAAGAAUGUUAGCUUUUAUUGUCCAUCAUUUCUAGUUGUUUAUAGUAAAUUGUUUUGCUUUAGACCAUCUACCACAUUGCCAGAAAGGGAGACCCAAGCUCACACAUUUAAUACAUAACUUUUAGCUAGUUGAUCGAGAGAGAUCAGAAGAUGUCAUGAAAUCAUUAGCUUCCAUCCAGGGGCUCUGAUAUAAUAGGUGGUACCAUCUAUGGACUUCUACUCAAUAAAUUCCUACUGUUCCCAUUAUUAAUUCAAAGACAGAGGGUAUUGUUUAACAUAAAGUCUUGAUAUAUAUAUUAUUCUAUAUAUUUGGUGUGUAGGUCUACAA
Heterocephalus glaber (naked mole-rat) is the source of this 4281-nucleotide messenger RNA. Its product is annotated as olfactory receptor 10AC1-like. Gene Ontology annotation, cellular component: membrane. The record is from RefSeq and is a predicted model, not a curated record. Gene Ontology annotation, molecular function: G protein-coupled receptor activity; olfactory receptor activity. Lineage: Eukaryota; Metazoa; Chordata; Mammalia; Rodentia; Bathyergidae. Gene Ontology annotation, biological process: G protein-coupled receptor signaling pathway.